AUGUGGGUCGAGCCCACGGCCCGGCCGUGCAAGGAGGAUCCACGACUAUGGAGCACCCUCGAGCAGAACGAUUUCUUCACAAUGCAAACAUUUCUGCCGUUCCUCACCCAGCGGCAGAUGGCCAAGGAAAAUGCGGCUAAGCAGAGUGGGAGUACAGUGGAACAUAAUCGCACGAUUUUUAGCCACUUCCGAGCUGAGCGAUCCGACGCCGAUGGCCCGCACCAGCAGGACUCAUCUGCACCGAUUGAUUGCUCGGUCCAGGAGACGCAAUCGAAGCCCUACAGAAUCAUUCUGAAAAUUGAUCUCUUCCCCAGCGUCACCAAGGCGCUCGGCACUUCUCCCGCUUUGGCCUCUGCGACCUCUCACCAGCUGCAACCCCCGCACUCGCUCACGGCAUCGCUCAGCGGGUGGAUCAGCCCACGGCGCAACACGACCAGUUUGCCCAAGCCGACGAAAGAGGACACCACCAAGUACCUGGUCGUGGUCGCUCACGCCGACAAAGAGCACCGCAUACGAGAGCACUGGAACUGGCUGCAGACCGUGCUGGUGCCGGCGCUUGCACAAUUCGACUUCACGACGGGCAACGCCGAUGAAGAGAACGAAGUCUAUCAGUUCAUUGUGCGCAAGAUCUCAGGUAUGGCCACGGAAGAGGACAUGCAGCUGACGCAGUCGAUGGCCGAACCAGCCCAGACGGGAUCGCGACUCUACACAUCCGACCAGGUCGUGUCGAUGAAGACCAAGAAGGACAUCCGCGGUCGUGCUCAGAAGGAGCCCAAGGAGCGCACGGCGUCCAAUGAACUGCGGCGGCUCAAGCGCCAGUUCAAGGAGGUCGUCACCGCUUUGGAGGGACCUUGGGACAAGGAGAAGCAGUCCCUCGUCGCCUAUGAUUCGUGUGCUCUGGCACGCGACGUCAAGCGAGCGGGCAUCCUGUGGAUCACGGCCAAUACGCUCUACUUCUCCUCCGAGUCGUGCAAGCUGCUGCUGCCCGUGCACGAGAUCCUCUCCAUUACGCGACACGCCUGCGCCGCAGUCAUCCAUUCGCCACCUUCCACACUCGACGAGUCCAUCGAACUAUGCACCGACAACGGCACUAUUCCCAUUUCACCACCAACCACGAAGUUCGUGUUCACCGACUUUGCGGGGCUGAAGGCCGAUGAGCUUUACAACGUGCUCGAGGAGCUGUGGGAAGUCACGCUCAACCGCAUUAUCAUGCACAUCGUGGCCGCAGCCGACGAGCCUACAUUCUUUCCCGCCUUUGUGUGCGAUGACGAUAUGCGGCAGUGGUACGCCGAAGCCGAGCUCGAUGAUGGCGAGAGCGAAGAGAGCGACUCGGUGAGUGAGAAGUCUUUGGAGACGUCCUCAUCGUCACCUUCGUCGGAAGAGACUGACAGUAGCGACCGCCACACGGGCGAACGUCACGCGCGUAAGCGGCACACCAAGACGAAGAAGAGGCGGCACCACCAUCACAAGAUGACUCGCGACUCCAAGCGACUGAAGAGCGACGGCGACGAUGAUGAUGAAAAGAAGCAGAGCCAAGAAGAGCGGCGGCGGGAGCGACGCGAGCGGCAGGCCGAAAUGCUCCGCAAGUUCGAAGCCGAGCUGCCCGAGGCGGAUCGAUACACGGGCUCGCGCUGUUACUUGCGACCGAUGAGCACCGACGUGCUGGCCUUCCCGACACCCCUCACCCAUUCCUCGCUCCUCGAGAAGCGGCAGCUCAAGCAAUUCCGCAGCCUCUUCCGCCUGCCGCGCGAUCAGAGCCCGCUUGACGUGUCCGAUUGCUCGGUGCUGUGGAUGCGCAACAAGCCCGAACGCCACGCGGGCAAACUGUACAUCACCGAACGUUUUGUGUGCUUCCACAGCGAAUACGAUCAACAGAACUUUGUCUUCUCGCUGUUCCUCGGGGACAUCGACGUGUGCAAGCUCAAGGACGAACAGAGCAAGGCCCUCGUCGACAAGAAGGAAGCGUCGGCCAAACGCAAUCCCUCGCCACCGCGGAAGCGAGGCCUCUUCUCUUUUGGUAACAGUCCAGUUUCAGCGCCGGACAAGGAGCGCACCUACCUGGUGUUGUUUGUGGGCGCCAACAAGAUGGUGUUUGACAUCCACAGCACCGAUGCGCAGCCGGCCUCGAAGCGAGCCAAAAGCGUCCACCGCGCGAUGUCCGAGCGGAUCGUGGGCGCACGUAACGCCGUGCCUCCCGCUCCGGGCGACCACCACUCCGUCCGACCCACGCCCAGGAAAAUGUACCCCGGGGUCGAUGUACAGCUGUAUGGCAACCCUCGACACUUCAGCGAUGACUACCUCGUGGAUCAGGUGAAACAAGAGGUGCUGUGGGAUGAAUACUUCACUGAGUACGGGCGGGGCAAGGGCAUGCUCCAGAACCGACAGCAGCUCCACCAGCUCCUCUCCAACGGCGGCGUCAUUGAACACCUCAUCGGUGAGCUGUGGCAGGAACUGUCGGGUGUGAGCAUGCUGCGAGCACUGGGGCGGGGCGAAUACCACCAGAUCCUGGCGACUUUCAAGGCCCACACCAGCCGCCACAUUUACCAGAUCAAGCUCGACGUCAAACGCAGUUUCCCGGAGCACGGCUUCUAUAGGAGCGAGGAGGGCAUCUCGAAGCUCACGCGUCUGCUCACGGCCUACUCGUGGCGCAACCCACACAUCGGCUACACCCAGGGCAUGAACCUGAUCUCGUCGGUGCUGCUGUGCUUCAUGUCCGAGGAAGAGGCCUUCUGGGUGCUGGCCUACAUAUGCGAGGUGCUGGUCCCCGAGUACUACACCCCGGGGCUCUUCGGGCUCGUUGUCGAUCAGCGCGUGUUCGACGAGUUGGCGAAGGAAUGUCUGCCGGUUCUCUAUGCCGAGAUGCAGGAGAGGGAGACGCCGCUGGUCCUCUCAUCUUCGGCCUGGUUCAUGGCCCUCUUCGUUGGCUUCCUGCCCUUCGAGUCGCUUCUGUGGAUGCUCAACCUGCUGCUGUUCGAGGGUCCCGGGAGCGGGAUGCUGUUCAAGACGGGCCUCGCCAUUCUCAAGCUCAAGGAGAAGGAGAUCAUCGCCAACGCCGACGCCAACCCCAUCUCCCUCGCCGCCUCCAUCCAAUGCGGCGACCUCAUCCACUCGAUGCGGGAACUCGAGGAGGGCGGAGCGCUGAGCCUCGAACGCAUCGCGGCGCUGCGGAAGAAGCACCGCUGCCGGCUGGUCAAGGAGAUGCUCAGCGCGAGCCACCUCACCCCGGCCAUGUUCGCCUACACCACUGCCACGGGCGUCGCUGCAUCUCCGUCGCUACCGACCGCCACCACCGCAUCGUCGCUGCCAUCGACGCCCGCGGCCGAUGCUGAUGCAGUGUCGAGCACGCCGCCGCUGCCCCGGGCGGGCGGCACCGGUGCAUCGCCAUCGCCGUCUCCGGAGAGCGCACGCCGGGCCGGCGGUCGGCCGCCCGUACCGCGCCAGCCUAUCCCCACCCUCACUCGCGCUGCCACCGAGUCCAACUUGGUGUCCAGCAAGGAGAUUGCUCUGCGCAGGCCUGCGCUCGACACAGGCGCCGAUCAGAAGCCCAGCCUAGGUCGUCUGGUCCACACCAACACCGGCUUGAACAUGUCGGUGCUGCAGAAGAGGCGAAGUUUGAAGGACAGCCCCCACCUGUCGGCAGGCGGCGGUGUGCUUGACGCCCUCAUGUCGUCGUUCAACAAGUCCAAGAACAAGUUCGGCCGCAAGAAGAAAAAGUCAUCCAGGCGAAAGAAAAAGAAGGCGGAGGCGUCGGGCAGACGCAAGUCUUCGGGGCGAAGCCGAGGCCGAGGCGACGCGGAGGAGAGCGAAAGCGAAAGCGAGACGUCGGCCUCUGAGUCGGAGACGGAGGAGCUCUACGACGGCCUGAAGCCGCAGAGUCUGGAGAACUUCCUGCUGGGCAAGCGGCCCGACGGCAAGUUCCGCGCGCCCGCCAUCCGCUUCUCCGAGUCCAUGGUCAACCUCCACUCGCCCUCCAUGCUCGCCUCCUCCACCACUGCUUCCUCUUCCUCUUCUUCCAAUUCUCUCUUCACGUCGUCGGCCUCUCAUCAACCAUCGGCGGGGCGACGACUGCCGGCCAUAACGAUGACGACGCCGGCGACGAUGACGACUGCGGCGGCGGAUGCGCCCCAGCCGGUGGCCAAGGUGGGGAGCAGGCUGCGCGGGAUGGUGAGCCGAGCGAAGGACAAGGCCAAGGACCAGGUGACCCAGCGCGUGCGCGCCAGGAAGGGACACGAAAGCGAAGACGAAGACAGCGGUGAUAGCGAAAGCAGCAGCAGCGACGAUGACGAAGAGCGCCCAGCGCCACCACCACGCCGCUACCCUCGGAGGAUGGAACAGGUGGAGGACUGA
This is a messenger RNA of Acanthamoeba castellanii str. Neff, 4347 nucleotides long. Its product is annotated as TBC domain containing protein. The record is from RefSeq and is a predicted model, not a curated record. Bases 1 to 4347 code for a protein of 1448 amino acids. NCBI's taxonomy places the organism in Eukaryota, Discosea, Longamoebia, Acanthamoebidae. The transcript has 22 exons.